AUGGCUUCUUGGCGGAGUUUUUUUAUACUUUCUCGAAAAAGGUAUCUCAAGCGGUACUUCGCCAUAAUUACGCUGUUAGGAAGUCUGUCUUUCAUAUUUCUUUACAUACGAUACACGCUUUCUGAAACACUCAACUUUUCCUCCAAGUCAUUUCGUAAUAAUAUUUUGAAGUACGAAGAAGCAGAAGGAGGAAUGUCGUUUUCUGUACAAAAUUUUCCUACAGUCCACACGAACCACGGAAUGAUGAACGAACAUGUCUGGUGGAAUAUAUCUGAAACGGCCAUGGACGCGUUGCGAAACUGGCCACAUUUUGCAAACGUUCCGAACAAGCGUUCUUUCAUAACGGACUUUCAUAGCAGAACAGUCAACGAUUCAACGAAUAAAGGACUAAGAAUUUUUGGUUUUAUCCAUCCGGAAGUUGAUGGCAACUACACGUUUGCUAUCACAUCAAGUGGCCCAUCUGAGCUUUGGUUGAGUCCGAAUGAGCACCCCGCCUGCAGCCAAUUGAUCGGACGUGUCUACUCGCCUGAUGAGUGGGCCUCCACCUUAAAAGAAGAGUAUAACAAAUACCAUGGCCAAAUAUCUAGUGAAAUCUCGCUUUACGCUACCAAGAAAUACUACAUGGAGUCACUUGCAGUGAACAUGCAAAGUUCUGAUGAAACCUUUGUCACGGUUCAUUGGCUGAACACUUCUGCUUCCAAGAACUCGAACUUUAGAAUUAUUUCAUCCAAGUAUUUAUCUCCUUUUUAUGGCACCAAUAGUUUAGAACGAAGUCCCCGCCGGUGCAACAGCAGCACUGAAAGCAAUUUGCAGGAACAAUUUCUUCGUCUGCCACUGAUGAACAGAAUGGAGUACAUGACUUUAUUUCCAACUUGCCCUUACAAUCCCAGUUUCUUGGUGCGAAGAAAGCUCGAACGUUAUCAGGGAGUUUGGCUGACAGUGGGAAAAGAAUCCCGUGUGUUUCCGCUAGACGAUACCGAUAUGUCUAGCAAAGAACAAGUUAAGAAAUGGGCAUCACCCAAUCCUGUAAUAAACAAGAACAGAGUUGAGUGCAUUAUAAACGAGUUUACGUCCAUUUUACGGCGGAAGUAAGUGGCGUUGUUUUCUUAAAAAUUUGACUGAUAUUCAGGGGUAAUUAGGGUGUAUAUAUUUUUUCUUACCAACACGGCUCCGGCUCUUCGUCUUCAACUAUUUCCACAAAUUUUCCAUCAUUGUCUAACGGUAAUGAAUCUUUAACGGUGUCAUACUAAGAUGCACGGCUUAAUUCUCUCUCUUUUUUUUUGUUUUAAUCCCCGGGUGCACGAGGCUACACUAAGAUGUUUUAAUUUUUUUUGGUAGGGGGAAGGGGGGGGGGGGGGAGGGCAGGUUAGAAAUUUACGCAUGAUGUCGAAAUGGAUUGUAUACAAACAACCCCAGCUGCUCUAUAUACAUACCUGCUCCGAAUGUUUGCUAACUAACGAAGCGUUAGCGAAAUUAUUAAGAGUUAUUUGAAACAUAACAAUCGACACUCGCGAUAAGUUGAUACCAUCUUUGUAGAACUAUAUUUACCAUUGACGAUCAAGUUCGAAUCCCCCAUACAAUCUUUGUCGCCCGCAAAAUCGCGGGUCCCAUCACUAUUUGCACGCUCACAAAGGGAGCCGACGCUUGUCGCGUCCUUUGAUACUUUGAUACCAGACUCAAGUGUUAGGGUAUUUUUUCCAUGAUACAAAGGUAAUUUAACUUAAGAAAAUCUAUAGAUCGAAGCUUUCGCGCAACUCUCUGUUUUAUAAGGAAAUACAAACGUUCAAAUUGAUUCUUUAUUUUGACUUCAUAACAUAUUUUAACGAUUUAGGCCAGCAGAAUGUAAAGAAUUCCAGGAAAACAAUUCAGGAAGCCGAACGGUUUUGAACUGCCCUAGAAGUUAUUUUUAUCAGUAUGCAAAUCACCUACCCAAUCACUUACUUUCCAUCGAAUUGAAAUAUCCUGACUUUUUUUUACCACUUUUCGAUUUGAUUCGUUUCAUUUUAUAUUAUUUUGUGCAAGCUGAGUUCUUUCAUGCGAAUUUACGCUUUCAAAAGGAAAAAAACUUCGAGGAAACGUUGUGUUUACAACCACGGCAAUUUGUAUUCUAUUUCGCUUCACUUACGGCAGCUGGACUUUUCCGCGGGUGGCGGGUGGCGGGUUAAAAAUAUAUACGAAAAUAAAAUAUUAUAACAAAAUAUUAUUAUUGAUAAUGAUAUAACUGUAUGUUGUAAUUUUGAAAUUAUUUCAACGUUUACGUACUAGUUACCAGACUCCAAAUAAAAGUAGUCUUGUUUUGUUUUAUCUACUUUAAUACGCGGACUAAAAAUGGAAAAAAAACGAGAAAUCAUGCCUGUGAAAGAUGAUUGCACUUCCCCAACUGUUUAGCCGUGUGUAUAACAGACUGCAAGAGAUUCGGCCUCCCGUGUCGUAGCUCAGUUUUUGCCCUAAUAUGCGGAAUGAUUGCUAUCCUAAUCGGUAUUUUUGAGUAGUAUUUAAAAAAAUGCAGAUCCUUUUUGUAUAUAUAUACAAGGAGAUCAAUUCGCGUCUGAGACGCCACAUGCGGCGAAAACGGUCCAUGCUGUGUCCAAAACGUUCUUGCUCCUUCUCUGGUACGCAUUAACAUUGACAGCUUUGUUGCUUUAGUCUUAGGAAAAUUUCCUUGUUUUCUCGAAAUAGACACUUUGUUCAUUUUAAACUACAAGUCGGGAACCAAACUGACAAAGAUUUAUCCCACGGGCAAUGCAAUGUUUAUCCCAACUUAUAACAAAAGAACAAACGCACUUGUCAAAAAUCUGAGACACUGUUCAAACAUGUCGAGAAGAGAAUGCGAUCUUACUUGUCUGGUCGCAGGAAAAAUAUUACUUUAAUUUUUAUGAGUUCCUCAAGCUAUCUCGUGCAUGCGAUAUCGUGUAGAAUAAUAGAAUCUCUUGCAGUCUGUUAUAUACACGGCUAAACAGUUGGGGAAGUGCAAUCAUCUUUCGUCUUGAGAGGGUCUCAAUGGGGUGGUGGCAUUUACGGUUAUCGGCUAAAAUCUUGGCUCUUUUACGGCUAUCGGUUAAUUUUUUUUCAGUUACGGUUAACGAAAGAGUUAAAAAUUAACUGCUUUUCUUUCAAAAAGUUAAAUAUUAAUUAACCUGUAUUUUUUUGUAUUUUUAAAUCAAAAUAAAGGUCUUCGGAUCAUCUCGGGAUAAAAUAAGCCAUUCUUUUGAAAAAUUUUCACAUUGGAUCGAUCAUACUUUUUAUAAAGUAAUCCACUUCUAAUAUUAUUUUACACAUAGAAAUGUCAAUAGUCAAUUUAAAAAUAAUCUUUGUGAAAAAGCAAAAGCAGACAAGCAAACGCCCAACUCAAGGCCGGGGCGACAUUCAUUAGAACAAAAAUGGCCGUUUUCACACUAGAGAAGGAUUAUUCGUGUGAGACGGGUUAUCCGUUUGAUGAUUCGCGUCAGAUAGGUAAUACGUCUUAAUUUGAAAAUGGAAAAGUUUUAAUUUUGAGUGAACAAUCCGCCUGACUUUUGAAGACGGGAUUAUCCGUUCCAGGUAGCCUUGGUACAGCCGCCCCCUCCCCUCACAAAAAAAUCGGAGAAGGGGUGUCUGUGGGGAGGGCUCGACUGUACACAGGCUAGUCUCGGACGGAUGAUCCAUUUCUAGCUCUAGUGUGAAAACAGCCAAAAACAAAAUUCUCUUGUCCAGUGUUUUUAUGAUAGCGAAGGACUGUACGGAACGACUGUCUGCCGUUGCCUUGUUCGUAGGCCGCAUUAUUCCGCGCGGCUAAUGCGUUUCGGGUCUCGUGGUCCGAGCGAGUUCGCCACCGAAAUGCCUUGACCGAGACUGCGUGGGAAGACGCCGUACAGGGACUAGGCAUAGCAAUGUCUACCGUAGCGUCAGCGGAGAAAAACAGGGAAGUGUUGUUUAUCGGCAACGUGUUUUACAAACAGUGACAUCGCUGCGUGCUGUUUCACUAGUGUUUCGAGGGCACGACCUCCCGAAAAUUGCAGAUAUUAAUCCCCAGUAAGAAGCCACACUUUCGCUAUGGAAAAAAUUAGUUCCCCGAUAUAGCGCCGGAAAUGGAGCCUAGGUCUUGGUUAACACCUAAAAGGCGCUUCGCCUAACGUGCGUACGGAGUCACACUAGCCGGGAAAUAAAAAACACAACCAUAGGUGAGUUUAGUACCUUCCUUAAAAGUAGCAAAUCUAAGGAACACUUUCUUUUACGGUUAACUCUUUUUUACCCUAUUUACGGCUAACGGUUAAAAUUUUUCAAUUUUUACGGCUAUCGGCUAAAUUUUUGGCCGUUUUACGCCCAUCGGUUAACCCCAUUGAGACCCUCUCUUGAUGUGGAAGAAAAAGCAAACUAGACAAACAAGAUCGAAAAGGCAAUGUGUCUUGCUUGACAUAGCCCGUUUUCAUUUGACACACCGCGUGUAGCCUGACGAAACGUCACUUGCGGUGCGGAGCAAGGAGAGGUGACUGUUUUUACAGGCAUGAUUUCUUUUUAGUCCGCGUUAGCCUGCGUAGCAAGCGUUUCCUCGCAAGGUUCGUCAAGAAAACUGGGACAAGAGCAAAAAAAAAUGAAUGACGGGGGAGGGGGAGGGGAAUUUUUUUUGCUUCCGCUCUAACUUUCCCGCGCAAUAACUCGAUUGGAAACGCUUGCUACGCAGGCUAAGUCCGCGUAAGUAGAUAAAACAAAACAAGACAAUACUUUUAUUUGGAGUCUGGUAGCUAGUACAUAAACGUUGAAAUUAUUUUAAAAUAACAACAUACAGUUAUAUCAUUAUCAAUAAUAAUAUUUUAUUAUAAUAUUUUAUUUUCAUAUAUAUUUUAAACCCGCCACCCGCCACCCGCCACCCGCCACCCGCCACCCGUCACCCGCUACCCCUCACCCGCCACCCGCCACCCGCUACCCGUCACCCGCCACCCGUCACCCGCCACCCGCGGAAAAGUCCUGCCGCUUCACUUACGCUUAUAUACAAAUUACUGUUCAUCCGCCAGAUUUCGCUGGAGACAAAAAUAUCGAUUUUGAAUUCCCAAAUGCUUGCCUUUUGGGGCACCCCUUUUAUUUUGGCUAUCAAGAUUUUAAAAGCUAAGCUUCAGACUUUUCAUUCCAACGUUUUAAUGCGGGAAAGCUAGGAGAAAUGCUCCAACUGAUUUAAGUCAUGCAACACGCUUUAAGACCGCAUAACCUGAUCUUUCUGUUAUCUUUUGUUCUUCUAUUGUUUCCAAAACAAUAACGAUGUUUUACCAAUUUCCACCUACAAAUAACAGGACACAUUUGAUUGACAGAAAAAUUUGCAUUUACUAGCGACGCGCGACGCGUAUCUACAGGCGCGAUUCCAUAAUGUUUUACCCCCCUCCCCCUCUUCCCCAAAUUUUACGUACUAAGUAAUUGUUUCCAAAUGCAGUUGUCUGGAGAACUAAAAAAUAAUAGUCUAUGCGGAAACUGAAAUUGGGCGGCGAGCCGAGUGUGUUAUGGAGGAUUAAAAAAUGGAGAACAGGUUUUCGAAGACACAUGACACUGACUUAACAAGGCGAACUAUGAUUUGGCGGAAUUUUCAAAUUGACCUUGUUGCCACUGGUCUGAAAACUCAGAGAGGGUCAAACUAAUCUCGUUCCCAGAUGCCGCGUUAACUUUGGCCAGCGGACUGGCAACAUUGCAGACGUACUCGCCAUUUUCACAUAUACCAUAAUGCACCUUGUAUCCAUUGUUUCCAUUUUCUCUUGCGUAUUAUAGUCUGGUCCCAAGAGAAAUCGAAGACAAUGGUUAUGCAAAACUUUGGGUGGUAAACAAGGGGAAUAAUGGUCUAUGUGAAAAUGGUGAAUAAAGGAAAUCUAACGAGAUGGUCAAACAUUCACAACUCCAGACUCCAGUUGUCCAAAGGUGGAUGAGACACUAUUCCUCUAAUGGUUAUCCACUGGAUGGUGAUUUAUCCGUAGGAUGGUGCUAUCCAUCCUUUGAAGACCCUCUUUGAACCACUGCCACUAGAGCUGCUCUCUAGAUUCAGUAAUGUAGGAGCUGCUCGUAAGGUGUUUCCUCAUUGGUCGCAGAAAACAAUAACACAUAAUUGUUUCUCAUUAUUUCCCUAUUUCAAAAGGUUGAGUUUGAUCGUCCCGGUGAGCGUAGUCCUGAAUAGGACUGUUGUUGUUGACAGUGACUGACGUUUCGACAACCUGUGCGGUAGUCAUGUUCAGAGUCAAAGUGAGUUGUAUCACGUCAGUUGAUGGUAUUAUACUCUGGUUAUUGAUCUGAUUGGUCAAUUAUGUCGCGAUGUUAUUGGUCGUCUGUCAGUUAAGCCGUGAUGUUAUUGGCUAUGAAGACUCGUAAUCAGUGAUUGGUGCGUUUCGAUCCGUCUUUUGUCGCAGUUAAACAGUCGUCUAUUGUUAGUCAAAUUGUUAGUUCUCCAGUUGUUCUCUCGUAGUUAGUUUUGCUUGAUCUCGUCAAUAAGUCGUUUGUACGGCGCUGGUAACUUUUGACUACGAUUCAGUGGCGUUUGUUCUAAAUUAGUAAACCAGCUUUCUAAAGUAAGACGUUGAUAGUAGUCUGUAGAAUACGUUAUACAUGUCGCAGAGUCCCAGUCAAUUUGAUGUUUCGUCUUUAAAUGAUGCUCAGCAAUGUGAUUGUUGACGUCACCAUUCCUCGUCGCGCGUUUGUGUUCGGUCAGUCGCGUGCUUAGGUUUCUGCCGGUUUCACCGAUGUAAGAAGCCUGGCAGUCGCAGCAUUUGAUCUUGUAUACUGCUCCCUGUCUGUCCUCCGGUUUGUCUUUGUCCUUGACAUUAGUAAGCAGUCGCCGUAAAGUGGUUAUCGGUUUGUGCGCAACACGUAUAUUGUAAGGUUGUAAUAUACGUGCAAUAGUUUCAGAGGUGCCUCUGGUGUAUGGUACAGUCGCUGUCGUAACAGGGCCAGAGUUGGUCUGAGAGUUGGAAUUAGUGUUACUGUGAGUGUUUCGUCUAACAAAGUCCGUGUUGUAAUUGUUCUUACUAAAAUCGUUGUUAAGAUAAUCAGUCUCGUCUUGUAGGCUGUCAGGUGAGUCGCAAACUAGUUGCGCUCGUCUCGUCAGAGUCCGGAUAGUAGUAGCCUUGUGAGAGGUCGGGUUGUACGAAGACUGGUCUAGUAAUCGGUCGGUAUGUGUCGGUUUUCUGUAAAUAGUCGUUUUUAGUUUUCAGUACAACGGCAAACACCACAAACAGUUACACGGUACAGCUAUGGGCUCUCCAGUUUCUGUUGUUGUAGCAGAAAUUGUCAUGCAAAACAUCGAGGAACAAGCCCUAGCUACCUACACGCGAACUGUACCUCUUUGGUUACGUUGCGUUGACGCCGUACACAAAGACGGAAUCGACGAUUUUCACGAACACCUUAACGGACAGAACGCGGACAUACAGUUCACCAAGGAGAUCGAAGAAAAUGGUAAGAUACCUUUUCUAGACUGCUUGGUCACUCGCGACAACAACAAACUAAAAACGACUAUUUACAGAAAACCGACACAUACCGACCGAUUACUAGACCAGUCUUCGUACAACCCGACCUCUCACAAGGCUAGUACUAUCCGGACUCUGACGAGACGAGCGCAACUAGUUUGCGAUAACAUCACGGCUAAAACUGACAGACGACCAAUAUCAUCCCGACAUAAUUGACCAAUCAGAUCAAUAACCAGAGUAUAAUACCAUCAACUGACGUGAUACAACUCACUUUGACUCUGAACAUGACUACCGCACAGGUUGUCGAAACGUCAGUCACUGUCAACAACAACAGCCCUAUUCAGGACUACGUUCACCCGGACGAUCAAACUCAUCCUUUUGAAAUGACUCCUCGGGUCAAACCUUUCACUAUUUCUCUAUUGUUUAACGGUUAGGGUAUCGAACCAAUUGGCUUUUAGGGUUAGGAGAGCUGGUAUAUGACCGUCUGGAUCGCUUGACUAUAAGAACGGUCAAAAAGCGACCAAAUGCUCUGCCCUACCCCACCCUGAUGUUCGUCUGUGUAAAACCAGUUAUGUGCUGCUGUAUUUUCAUUUGCUCUUUUUUCAGUGACAUUUUCUUAAAGAAUAUCAAUAACGUGAUUCAAAAACCGGACGCCGAGAAUAGUGAUCGCUUCUUGCUGGAUCUUGAAGUCGCUUUAAAUUGCACAGAUCAAACAUUUAGGUUGACAGAACACGUUUACCAGAAGAAAAAAAGUGAUAGCUUGUGUCUUCCUGAGGGAAUGAUUUGGAAUAACAACGCCACAAUUUAUUUUAUCAUUCCUGUCAAGGAGCAAGGAAAAUGGAUACAUCAUUUCAUCAAACAGGUCACUACUGCAAGUGUAUUGACCGGUGAUACUAAUUUUCACGUCAUUAUCGCUGAUUUUGAAAGCAAAGAUAUUGAUAUAAAAGAAGCAUUUAACACAUCACUUCUUAAUAGGAGGCAUACUGUUGUCCAAUUACGAACUGGAAAAUUUUAUAAGACACUAGCUUUGAACAAGGCUGUUGAAGUCGUACCCAAUGCGCAUGACAUAGUAUUCUUGUUCGACCUGCACAUUGAUGUACCCGUCAAUAUUAUGGAUAGCAUUCGAAAAGUAAGUGUCUCAAAGUGUACGUUUGGGAAUAAAAUUACAUGAAUAGAAAGAUGCAAGUGGAUUGCUUGCAUUUGCGCAUGGCCACUAUUGCUACAAUCUUGGACAAAACUGUUGAGGAAAUUGCAUUCUUGGGGGGCAUUUUUUCUGAACUUCGUAGCCGACCGAUUCUUCCCUCCGCCCCUUCCCCUGGAAGCAGUGUUGCUGGGUCUUCAAAAGAAAGCCGGAUCCCCAAGCAUUUGUAGGAAGCAACUUUGAACUGGGGGAGGGGGUUUUCUUUACGCAAAGCCGUUGAUUUGGUAAUAGUUUUGUUGCGUUAGGUAGCGCGCAUUAAUGAAAACAUUUUCUCCAGUAGUUUUGUCCAGGAUUGUAGCUAGAAGGCCUAUUAAUCAGCUACUAAUCAGGGGCACCCAAGGACGAUUUCCUCCUAAAUUAAUGAAAAACACUUUUUAGGCUAUCUAGAGUACUUUUGGAUCUCUGGAAAUGCAUUCUAACCGGCGCUAUAAAAUUUGUAUCUGUUCGUUCAUCAUAGGGGAACUUGAGUCUUUUCGAAAUAACAGGGGCUUCAGUAUUAUUUUCCCGAAAUUUUAGAUGCAAUUCAACGUUUUACGAAAGUGAGGAUUUUUCUGAUGCUUCUCUCCAUCACAUUUUCGAAUUCGAAAAUUUUUGUUUUCCUUUUUUGCAAGAAAAAUAGCCUAACCUGGGUAGUGAAAUAAGAAAAUUAAACCUCAUAAAAUCGUAGGGAAUUUAUUGGAUAAGCCUCGAAAAUUGUACAUGAAUGGAACGAUCAUUUAGAAGUAUUUAGCCGUCCUCAAGCAAUCGAAAAUUUUAGGCAAUAUUUGCUUCCUCGAACAGACAUACAGAAAACCAUCUUUGGGUACCCCUGACUAACCUUAGUUCAAAUUUUAAUCCACCUGGUAACAAAAGUGAAUAACAAAAAACAAAACUGAGUUUAAGGACUAAACAAUAUUUUGAAAGUUGGUUGAUGACAUUAAGUCUAACUUUUUAAUUUAACAUGCUACGGAUGAUAACCCAUACGGAGUAGAGUUUCUUCAUAUCCAGGGAAAAUACUCUACUUGAAAAAGGGCAAGUGUACUAAAGUGGAAAAGGCUUCCACAUAAGAGAGAUUUUGUUUUCCUUAAAAACGUUAAUCAAUGCCCAAAAAAGCCAGUUUGUGGAGCAAGUUAUCGACAGGAAAUGUGACAAAUAUAGGUUAGCAACAACUAAACAGAUUUAAAGGACAAACCUACUCCAGUUGUCGAAAAUUGAUUAAUUCCUAGUUUUUAAACAGAAACGCUGCGCUCCCAGACGACAUGCUCUUCCCGUCGUUUCUUUUUGUCGCGUGAUCUUGAAACGAGGGGUUAGGGUUAAGCAGAGUGGCUUUGGGGACGAAGAUGCCCAGACGAGCACUCGUAUUCCUAAUAGCAUGCGCAGUAAUACUCGUUGCCAUGCUCUUAAGAAAAAAUUCCAAGUUGUCCACAAGUUUAUCCUCUAUUGUGGGGCACUUCUAUCUAUCUCACUAAUAAUUGUGGAUAUCUUUUACUUGUUUAUGACGUUAGCUUGAGAAAACAGCCGACAUUUGGCGACGCUACCACUGGUUUCCCGCCAAAUAACGUCUGAGAAACGAGCGCAGAAAUUCCAUACUGAUGACGUGUCACUACCCAGAUAUCGGGGUAGUGCUUCUGAUUGGUUGAAUCAAAUUUCCGACGCGGCAAGAUCAAUCAGAAGCACUACCCAGAUCUGGGUAGUGACGCGUCAUCAGUAUGGAAUUUCUGCACUCGUGUCUCAGACGUCAUUUGGUUUAGGAAACCAGUGGUAGCGUCACCAAAUGUCGGCUGUUUUCUCAGGCUAUAGUGACGUGAGUUGUCUCAAGUCUGUACACGGAGACCCAAACUUUCCUGAGCAUACAAUCGCACUAAACAUUCAUUCUGAAGCAGUGAUGUAUAUAUCACUUUACAGAACACCAUAGCUGGUAGAAUGGUGUAUUUUCCUAUAGUUGGUCGCCUUAAUUGUAACAGUGAUUCAAAGGAACAUCGAGGGUUUUGGCAAAUGGAUGGGUUUGGUCUUAUGGCAAUGUACAAGUCAGACUGGACAAAAUUAGGAGGUAUGCAAUAUGUGAAACUUAACGAAAGUUUAAAGUUCUAUAUAGAAUUAGAAGCAGAAGCCACGAACGGAAAACGUGUGCUGGUGCCAGUUUUUUUACAUUUAACCGGUGGCUGAAUUGCGAAAACCAAAAGUAAGAUUGGACAGCAGCAUUACCGCUUGAAUGUAUGUAUGAACUCAUCCCUAACCCUAAUCCUAACCCUAACCACCCAGACCAAUGAAGGCACAUAUAAGAUAAACUACUAGGACACCGAUGUAAAGAGCGUUUUCACAUGACGUCACGGCCGCCAGAUUGGUGUUCCAAAGCAAUGAAACGGCGGCCAUGUUGGUGUACUAAGACAACCCUGUCGGAAUUGAACUCUUUUCUUAUGUAAAAACGUUCUUUUGUUCCAAUGAAUUAGCAUAGAUGCUGGCCACGUGAGUGAAAACACUCUAUAUUUCCCCAGCGAUUUGAAAAAUUUCAUGAGCUUUUUUAUGCUCCCUUUUAAUUAACGUGUAAGGGUGAAUGAGACGAGGCCGAAGAUCUAUCAUUACUCCGCAAUGACAUGCAUGUACGAUUUUAAAGGUAUUACUUGUAAUUGGAUUAAAUUACAAACGAGAUAAAAGAACCCUUUUACUUACCAGUUAUUUUAAAAGUUGCUUCAAUUUGUCUCUGAUCUAUUUGUUUGAAAAACUUAUCUUUGCCCAAACAGGAAUGAACACUUCAGCCUACCAAUACAAAUGGGGCGGAGAAGACUGGGAUCUAAUCGAUCGCGUCUUGAUGAUGUCACUUGAAGUUGAACGAAUCAAGCACCCAGGCCUCUAUCAUCACUGCCAUCCAAGACAAGGGAUGUGGAAUUAGGCCGGCCCACGUGACAAGGGUUUCCACUCGAAUUAAAGCGCGAAACUGAGUUGGAAGGAGGGCAAUAAUGUUUGCUGCGAAGGCUAGAAUUAGGCUGUCAUAUCUGGAUAAGUCCCUUAUGAGUAUCCCAGAUGUGACAGCCUGAUUAAUAAUUUUCUCCUUUCCCUUCUCGCACGUGUCUCUACACGGUUCAAAGCAUUCAGAAAAUGGGGACGGCGUGAGGAAAUUUGAAAAAAGAAAGACAGUGAGGGGUGGGGUUGGUUCGUGCAAUAAAAGCGUUCCCAACCCUGUCCUUCCUUCCUACAUUGUUGUUCUUGCUCCGCUUUCCUUUCGCACCACUCUCCAAUAUCUAAACACCUAGAACAGGCUGGCAUGUCUCGCAACUAGCACUCACCCGCCUGAAAACCCACAAAACACCUGUUAUGCGAGCUAACAUUGUCAGAUCUGGGAUAACCAUAAGCUAACCUCGUCCCCGGGGCUUUUCCGCCUAAAAAAAUGGAAAAACCCUGGGGAAGAGGUUGCUUAUAAGCGACAUAUAUGACGCAUCUCGGAUUUAUUUCGUGAUUUUAUGAACGAUGGACACCACAGUUUCGUGUUAAUGGCAAGAGUUGGCCUUUUUUUUAAAAAUAAAUUCAUUGUCAUUUUGAAAAAAUGGGGAAAAAUGCAGUGCAAGGAGCAACAGUUAAAAGCUAUAAAGAAAAUAGAUAAAACGAAAUUAUAGUGAAAGUUAUAGGAGAAAAAAAAUGAUAGAAUUGGCCUUGUGUCAAUUACACAAUUUUUAAACUGAAAAAUAGUGAACUGGUCAACGCCAAGUACCCUGUCUACACUGAUGUCUGUAGGACUGUAUGUCGCAAUGGAAGUUCUAUCAUAAUGGGCGGCCACUUCGCAAUUGCUCGUUUCUCAGACGUCAUUUGGCGGGGAAACCAGUGGUAGCGUCGCCAAAUGUCGGCUGUUUUCUCAGGCUACAUGACGUCAUCAAAUGUUCAAAUUAGAGAGUUAUCGAUCCUUCUGAGUUCUUACUUGUCUUACUUUCAUAAAGUAUUACAGCAGCUAAAAACUAAUAUUCAUACCUGUGGCUGUGUAUAACUGAAUAUCUUACCAGUGAAAACCUAACAGAAAAGGUGAAAGACCUUUCAAAGGUUUUGGCUAAAAUUCAGUCCACCUGGC
This is a messenger RNA of Porites lobata, 12649 nucleotides long. The record is from the annotation of a GenBank genome assembly. NCBI's taxonomy places the organism in Eukaryota, Metazoa, Cnidaria, Anthozoa, Scleractinia, Poritidae.